CUCUGCUCUGCGCAUGCGCGCGGUGACUGCCACGUCCUGGUUGACAGUUCUUCUUCCUGAUGCAGCCGGGGUGCAGCUAGGCUAAAGCUAAGCUAAGCUAACAGAGGUUUGUUUUUAAAUCCCGGGUUUUUAUUUUUUAAUUUUUGUUGUUGGUGAAACCAUAAAAGCGAAACCAUAAAGCGUCUGAUUCCAGCGGCGGGAGCAGAAGAGGUCGGACGGCACCAUGAACGGCCAGCUGGACCUGAGCGGGAAGCUGAUCAUCAAAGCCCAGUUGGGCGAUGACAUCAGACGCAUCCCCAUCCAUAACGAAGACAUCACUUAUGACGAGCUGGUGCUGAUGAUGCAGCGCGUUUUCAGGGGGAAGCUGCAGAGCAACGACGAGGUGACCAUCAAAUACAAGGACGAAGAUGACGACCUCAUCACCAUCUUUGACAGCUCCGACCUCUCCUUCGCCAUCCAGUGUAGUAGAAUACUCAAACUGACUUUGUUUGUGAACGGUCAGCCGCGACCUUUGGAGUCCAGUCAGGUGAAAUACCUGCGCAGGGAGCUCAUCGAGCUCAGGAAUAAAGUCAACAACCUCUUGGACAGCCUGGAGCCCCCCUCAGAGCCUGGACUGGCUGCUACAGCACCGGACAGUGAAUCGAUGGAUGGACGUGAAGGUAAAGUGAUGGCAGCAGACCCCGCAUUGAAACAGGCCACUCCAGUCAGCGCAGCCAGCAUGUCGGCCUUCGACCCGUUAAAAAACCAGGACGAGGUCAGCAAGAAUGUCAUCUCCGCCUUUGGCCUGAGCGAGGACCAGGCCCCAGCUCCUCCAGCACCAGAGGAGCGCUCAGGAACCCCUGACAGCAUCGCCUCCUCCUCGUCUGCAGCCCCUCAGCCAGGAGUGCCCCCCCAACCACAGGCUCCCUAUCCUGGAGUACAGCAGGGACCCCCAGCUGGCAUGGAUGGUCAGGUGUAUCAGCAGUACCAGGCUCCAGGUGGAUACCCGCCUCAGCAACCAGGUGCCCCACCGCAGCAGCAGCAGCAGCAGUACGGUAUGCAGUACUCUGGAUACAGCGCUCAGCCCGGAGCUCCUCAGCCUGGCCCACCACAGCCGCAGCAGCAGCAGUUUCAGAACUACGCACCUCCCUCCUCCCAGGCUCAGGCCCCCGGUCCAGCUCAGGCUCCAGCUCCGGGCUUCCAGGGUGGCCAGCAGCAGCCCCAUCCAUCUCAGGGAGCCCAGCAGCAAUAUCCACCGGGAACCUUCCCUCCCCAAAACUAUACCUCCCAGGCCUCCCAGCCUGCCAACUACAGCCUGCCACCCAGCUCCCAGCCUGGCCCGGGGUACCAACCCCGCCCCGGGUACACCCCACCUCCAGGCAGCACUGUCACCCCUCCACCAGGAGCUGGUAACCCAUACGCCCGUAACCGCCCACCUUAUGGCCAGGGCUACACUCAGCCAGGCCCUGGAUACCGGUAAAAGAGGAUAGCGGAUGUUACUGAUCCUCACACACACCCUUCAAACUCCCCCGACCCCUAUGUGUGGCUCCAACUGUUUGGCCUGGGUGCAGGAAAUAUGUUCCACCGCUCUGCAUCCCCCCUUCCCCUCCAAGUUCAUACAAAUAAGAAGUGCAAAUAUAAAACAAGCAACUCCCCCAGUCUGAUGGUUAGUGUUUGUAUGCCGUCUCUCCAACACGCCGCUCUGUUCUGGCCCCCCCGGUGUUUGUUCCUCGUGUUAUUUUUCCCGCUCUCUCCACAUCUGCUCUGCCCUCUCGUAUCUGUCAUUGUACAAAAUGUAACCAGUCUGUACGCACACACCUGGAAGACCAAAACAGGCUGUUUGCACAAACCGUUUCUUUUCACGGUAACACGCCAUUCUUUUGCGAGUGAGAUCAGCGUCCGGCAUUCUGCAUCCGCGUCGCACGUUAGACUGAAAAACAUCUCGGCUGAGUGUGUAGAUGCAUCUGUAAGACACUAUCUAUAUGAAGUUACCCUGUUGACGUUUGUUUUUUUUUCCCUUAUUGAUCAAGUUCACCACCGUGUCGGUAUUAAAUGUGUCAAUGAAACUGCCCCACGUCGGGAACACUAGCUAAGUGACGGCUAACGGGAGGUGUAGAUCCCAGCGUCAGUGAAGACUUGUUUAGCUCGUUAUAUCACUUCCAGUAAAAGCUUGCUAUCUCUCUCUCUCUUUAUCUUAUCACUGGUUUUUACUAAUAAAUCAAACCCCACCUUCAAGUGAGAUUAGUUGUUUAUGUAUAAACUGUAACAUUUUUUUCUUGAACCUAAUAAAUGAUUGAGACCCAAA
Larimichthys crocea (large yellow croaker) is the source of this 2284-nucleotide messenger RNA. It is a transcript of the gene tfg, whose product is annotated as trafficking from ER to golgi regulator. The record is from RefSeq and is a predicted model, not a curated record. Gene Ontology annotation, biological process: endoplasmic reticulum to Golgi vesicle-mediated transport; COPII vesicle coat assembly. Bases 224 to 1459 code for a protein of 411 amino acids. Gene Ontology annotation, cellular component: endoplasmic reticulum exit site. The transcript has 8 exons. Gene Ontology annotation, molecular function: identical protein binding. Lineage: Eukaryota; Metazoa; Chordata; Actinopteri; Sciaenidae.